Molecule: messenger RNA, 1373 nt
Organism: Sander lucioperca (pikeperch)
Lineage: Eukaryota; Metazoa; Chordata; Actinopteri; Perciformes; Percidae
Product: seizure protein 6-like
Exons: 4
Coding region: 363-1373 (336 amino acids)
Biological process (GO): synapse maturation; regulation of dendrite development
Cellular component (GO): endoplasmic reticulum; neuronal cell body; dendritic spine
Source: RefSeq, a predicted model, not a curated record
CCGGCCGACGCUAGGAGCUGUCCGUCGUGCUGAAAGCCUGAAGAAUAGCCUCCCAGCACAGAGCAGAGCCAGAGCAGCUUCAGCGGCUCUACAGUCCACAGGCUUCAGCCACUGGAGUCACACAUCCCUGUAGUCUGUAGACUGUAGUCGUGUUGGCGGACCGACACUAAGAGCCCAUCGUAUCUGUCAAUGAGUUCAUUCAGACAGCGGACCCGGGCUGGAGUCACCGAGAGCAGCGCUCGGUGUGUGUAAUCGGUGUUCGCCGGAGCUCUCCGUGUCUCAGUCCGCCAAGAGGAAAAGUGUUGAUCCCAAGGACGUUCGCUGCCAAAAUCUUGAGAAACGCAAAACAGAGGGUGGGAAACAUGAUGAAUGCGAUCAGAGAUUAUUUCCCUCUCCUGCUUGUUUUUGGGGCGGCGGUGACGGACAUGGGCGCUAAAGCGUCUGCCUCUGAGGACGUUCUAUCUCUGACCCCAGGGGGCCCUGCGGAGAGCGGGGCCAGCCUGUACCCCACCACCCAGGACACGGGCAGGAGGCCCCCCAUUGUCACCACUGCCCCGCCUGUCAAUUUUCCCAACCACCACCCACUCUACAGGAAUCCCCCCCAGCGCCCUCACGGUCAGCCAAACUACUUUGAAGACAGUGGGUUAUCCAGCUUUCAGCCCAGCUCCCCCCCCCUGCCAUCCGGGACUCGCCUGGAUCAAGGUGAGAAAAGGGCUUCAGAUGAGAGUGCUGGAAGCGCUGACAUGCAGGCAACCCUUUUAAAGCACGCAUCUGCAGCCACUUCUCACUCCAACACCCCUGCUCCAGUCACCAGUGUGGGUUUAAAAGAUCCAGAAGAUGCUGCCGCCGUCCCCUCUUCUGCUGCUGCUGCUGCUGCCAGGGAGGGAGAUGUAGAGAGGCCUAGUCAGCCUGGGCUGGAGCAGAAUGGAGAGGAGCCUACCACCACCACCAUCACCACCACCAUGCACAGUCCAGUUCCCUGCCAUCUGAACCUGACUGGGCCAGAAGGAUACAUAGAGGCUCCACCACAGUCCAGCUCUGCUCUUCAUUCCACCAUGGACUGUAGCUACAUCAUCACUGUCUAUAUGGGCUAUGGAGUAGAGGUCCAGGUGAUGAAUGUGAAUCUAUCUGAGGGAGACAAGGUGGUGUUUGAAGAUGUGGGCCACAUGGAGAACACCAUGCUGGCCAAUGAGUCCAUCCUGAUGAGGGGAUUGGUUGUACGCAGCCACAGCAAUCAGAUCUCCAUCCGCUUCCACAGCCGGAGGUCUCAGGGUGGAUCAGUCCUGCUCAGAUACCAAGGUAAGAGUGUCUCACAGAACAAAUCCCACCUGCAUGCUGUCGAAAUAGACACAAGUAUGAAACUAGAAGUUUGA